Messenger RNA from Adelges cooleyi (spruce gall adelgid), 7960 nucleotides. It is a transcript of the gene alpha-Spec, whose product is annotated as spectrin alpha chain. The coding region runs from base 223 to 7509 and encodes 2428 amino acids. Gene Ontology annotation, biological process: actin cytoskeleton organization. Gene Ontology annotation, molecular function: calcium ion binding; actin filament binding. The record is from RefSeq and is a predicted model, not a curated record. Gene Ontology annotation, cellular component: cell projection; cortical actin cytoskeleton; plasma membrane. The transcript has 39 exons. NCBI's taxonomy places the organism in Eukaryota, Metazoa, Arthropoda, Insecta, Hemiptera, Adelgidae.
UGUACUGUACCCUCCUAUGCGUUCCAAUUCUGUCGGUGACGAAGUUUAUUGAACGGAAAUCGGAAUUUGUUUAUUAUUAUUAUUAUUAUAUACGAUUUUGUUUUGCCGAUAUUGAAUGCGUUUGUGUGACCGGUUUGGAUAUUGUGAAAUGACAAUUUGUGUUUGAACAUUUUGAAGCCCAAACACUCGUAAGCGGCGCACGGCCAACGAGACAAACUCAAAAUGGAUCCAUUAAUACCAAAAGAGGUGAAAAUCCUCGAAACAGCUGACGAUAUUCAAAAUCGGCGUUUGCAAGUGCUUGGUCGUUACAGCGAAUUCAAAGCUGAAGCUCGUUUGAAAAGAGAAAAACUUGAAGAUUCCAGAAGGUUCCAAUAUUUCAAACGAGAUGCAGAUGAACUUGAAUCUUGGAUACUUGAGAAAACGCAAGCCGCAUCGGAUGAGAGCUACAAAGAUCCUACAAACUUACAGGCGAAAAUACAAAAACAUCAAGCUUUUGAAGCAGAGGUAGCAGCACACAGUAACGCUAUUGUAGUGUUAGAUAAUACUGGAAUGGGAAUGAUUAAUCAAAAUCACUUUGCUUCUUCGGAAAUUAGACAGAGACUCGAACAAUUACACAAGGAUUGGGAUUUGCUUUUGUCAAAAUUGGCUGAAAAAGGAGUAAAAUUGCAACAAGCUCUUGUUUUGGUUCAAUUUUUGAGACAAUGUGAUGAAGUGAUGUUUUGGAUUAACGAUAAGGAAACUUUUGUGACUACUGAUGAAUUUGGCGCUGAUUUGGAACAUGUAGAAGUAUUGCAACGUAAAUUUGAUGAAUUUCAAAAGGACAUGACAUCACAAGAGUAUCGUGUAACUGAAGUAAAUGAUUUAGCAUCCAAAUUAGUAUUGGAAGGACAUCCUGAAAGAGAAACUAUUCUAAAGAAAAAAGAAGAAUUAAAUGAGGCAUGGACUAGGCUUAAACAGUUAACAUUAAUGAGACAAGAACGAUUGUUUGGAGCUCAUGAGAUCCAACGUUUCAAUCGUGAUGCUGAUGAAACAGUUGCUUGGAUAUCUGAAAAAGAUGGAAUAUUGUCUUCUGAAGAUUACGGAAGAGACCUGGCUAGUGUUCAAACGCUUCAGAGGAAGCACGAAGGAGUCGAGAGAGAUCUUGCAGCAUUAGAAGAUAAAGUAUCUAUUUUGGGACAAGAAGCCGAUCGUUUGUGUGGAAUUCAUGCUGACCAUAGUUCGCAAAUACAAAAUAAACGCGGUGAAAUCGUGGCUUACUGGGAGCAUCUUACUGCCAAAGCAAAAGAACGUAGACAAAAAUUGGAUGAAUCACACUUACUCCAGCGGUUCUUGGCCGAUUAUCGGGACUUGACUUCUUGGAUAAAUGACAUGAAAGCUAUAAUCUAUUCAGAUGAAUUAGCUAAGGAUGUGGCUGGUGCCGAAGCUUUAUUAGAACGACACCAAGAGCACAAGGGAGAAAUCGAUGCUCGAGAAGAUAGUUUCCGAUUGACAAUGGAGUCGGGCCAACAUAUUUUGAAGGGUGAAAAUGUUCCAUCCUUGGUGAAUGAAAAUUUGGGCAAUUUAACUAGCGAAAAAAGUUCAUUACUUGCGUUAUGGGAAGAACGUCGCGUACUCUAUGAACAGUGUAUGGAUUUGCAAUUAUUUUACCGCGACACAGAGCAAGCUGACACAUGGAUGGCUAAACAAGAGGCCUUCUUGUCCAAUGAAGAUCUGGGUGACUCGUUGGAUAGCGUUGAAGCUCUAAUUAAGAAACAUGAAGAUUUCGAAAAAUCAUUGGCUGCCCAAGAAGAAAAAAUUAAAGCUCUCGAUGAAUUUGCUACAAAAUUAAUUGAAGGACAGCACUACGCCACUGAAGACGUUGCACAACGCCGAGAAUCUCUUUUGGAAAGACGUACAGCAUUACUCGAAAAAUCAUCGCAAAGACGUAGUGUACUCGAAGACUCGUAUAGACUUCAACAAUUUGAAAGAGAUUGUGAUGAAACUAAAGGAUGGAUAAACGAAAAACUUAAAUUCGCCAAUGAUGACAGUUAUCUUGAUCCAACUAAUCUGAACGGAAAGGUACAAAAACAUCAAAACUUUGAACAAGAACUUAAUGCUAACAAGUCUCGCAUGGAAGAAAUCACCUCUACUGGCCAUGAACUCACUGAAGCCAAACACUAUGCAUUGAAUCGUAUUCAAACAAGAAUGGAUGAAAUUGUUCAUCUUUGGGAAAAUUUGGUAACUGCCUCUGGACAUAAAGGAUCUAAAUUACUUGAAGCUGCUCAGCAACAACAGUUUAAUCGUACAGUUGAAGAUAUUGAAUUGUGGUUGUCUGAACUCGAAGGACAAUUGCUUAGUGAAGACUAUGGAAAAGAUUUAACGAGUGUUCAGAAUUUGCAAAAGAAACAUACUCUGUUGGAGGCUGAUGUAGCUUCACAUCAAGACAGAAUUGAAGGUGUGAAAAUUACGGCUGAUCAGUUUGUCGAUGGAGGUCAUUUUGAUGCCAACAAUAUACGCUCUAAACAGGCGGCGUUGUGUGAUCGCUAUUCAUCAUUGAAACGUCCAAUGGAAACUCGUAGACAACGUUUAGCUGACUCGCUGCUUGCACAGCAAUUAUUCAGAGACAUUGAAGACGAAGAAGCUUGGAUUCGUGAAAAAGAGCCAGUUGCAGCGUCAACCAAUCGAGGACGUGAUUUGAUCGGUGUACAAAACUUGAUGAAGAAACACCAAGCAGUUGUAGCUGAAAUCAAUAACCAUGAAUCCCGCAUUGUUAGUGUAACUCAGUCGGGUCAAAAAAUGGUCGAUGACAAACAUUUUGCCACUGACGACAUCAAACAACGUUUGGCUAAUCUAAACAAACAUUGGAAUCAUCUCAAAGACAAAGCACUCCAGCGUAAACAAGACUUGGAAGAUUCUCUUCAAGCGCAUCAGUAUUUUGCUGACGCUAACGAAGCCGAAUCAUGGGUAAAGGAAAAGGAACCAAUGGUUUUAAGUCAAGAUUACGGAAGAGAUGAAGAUUCGUCCGAAGCGUUGUUAAAAAAGCACGAAGCAUUGUUGUCAGAUCUGGAAGCAUUUAAAACAACAAUUGAAUCACUUUCUGAACAAGCUGCUGUUUGUCGGCAACAAGAAACUCCUGUUGUUGAUGUAAGUGGAAAAGAAUGUGUUAUGGCUCUGUUCGAUUACACUGAAAAGUCUCCGAGAGAAGUUUCGAUGAAGAAAGGCGAUGUUUUGAUUUUGUUAAAUUCCAAUAAUAAGGAAUGGUGGAAGGUUGAAGUGAACGAUCGCCAAGGAUUUGUCCCCGCUCCGUAUGUGAAGCGUCUUGAAGUGACUGGUUUGAGUGCGUCCCAACAACAUUUAGCUUCCGGAGGAUCUAUUGCAGCUAGACAUGCACAAAUUGAAGCUCAGUACACGAGAUUAUUGAACUUGGCUAAAGAACGUCAGACUAAACUUGCAGAGACCGUCAAAGCCUAUGUAUUGGUUAGAGAAGCUGCCGAAUUAGCUACAUGGAUCAAAGACAAGGAAAAUCAUGCGCAAGUGCAAGAUGUCGGUGAAGAUUUGGAACAAGUAGAAGUGAUGCAAAAGAAAUUCGACGACUUCCAAUCAGAUUUGAAGGCCAAUGAAGUGCGUUUAGCUGAAAUGAAUGAAAUCGCUAUGCAACUGAUGAGUUUGGGUCAAACGGAAGCUGCAUUGAAAAUCAAUACACAAAUUCAGGAUUUGAAUGAAAAAUGGACGUCUCUCCAACAACUUACACAAGCAAGAGCUACUCAGUUAGGUUCAGCGCACGAAGUACAAAGAUUCCAUAGGGACGUCGAUGAAACACGUGACUGGAUUCGGGAGAAAGAUGACGCCCUUAACAACGAUGACCUUGGCAAGGAUUUGCGUAGCGUGCAAGCACUGCAACGUAAGCAUGAAGGUCUGGAACGUGAUCUGGCUGCUUUACAAGAUAAGAUACGUCAAUUGGACGAAACUGCCAAUCGCUUGAUGAAUACUCAUCCCGAGUCACGAGACAAUACUUACAUGAAGCAAAGAGAAAUCAAUGAGGAAUGGACACAGUUGACAGCUAAAGCAAAUUCAAGAAAAGAAAAACUUUUGGACUCUUACGAUCUGCAAAGAUUUUUAUCUGACUACCGUGAUUUGAUGUCAUGGAUCAACUCGAUGAUGGGUUUGGUUUCUAGUGAUGAUUUAGCCUCCGAUGUUACCGGUGCCGAGGCAUUGUUGGAACGACACCAGAGUUUGAGAGCAGAAAUAGACUAUCGUUAUGGUAUAGCUCAGGAACAUCGUACAGAAAUUGAUGCUCGCACUGGAACUUUCCAAACAUUUGAAAUGUUUGGACAACAGUUGCUUCAAUCCAAUCAUUAUGCAAGUGUAGAAAUUCAAGAAAAACUGGAAAGUAUGACUGAAGCGAGACAAGAAUUAGAAGAGGCCUGGAUAAAUCGAAGAGUGCAAUUGGAUCAAUGUUUGGAACUGCAAUUGUUCUAUCGUGACUGUGAACAAGCUGAAAACUGGAUGUCUGCUCGUGAAGCAUUCCUUGCAUCGGAGGAAGUUGAUUCCAAAGGAGAUAAUGUAGAAGCGCUGAUUAAAAAACAUGAAGAUUUUGAUAAAGCAAUUAAUGCACAUGAAGAAAAAAUAGCCGCAUUGCAAACAUUAGCCGACCAACUGAUGGCUGCCCAACACUAUGCUGCCACUCCGAUUGACGAAAAGAGACAACAAGUUUUGAACAGAUGGCGUCAUUUGAAGGAAGCUUUAAUUGAAAAGCGAUCCAAACUGGGUGAAUCACAAACUUUGCAACAAUUCAGCAGAGAUGCCGAUGAAAUCGAAAACUGGAUUGCUGAAAAACUUCAAUUGGCCACCGAGGAAAGUUACAAGGACCCCGCUAAUAUUCAGUCCAAGCACCAAAAGCAUCAGGCAUUUGAAGCCGAGCUGGCGGCCAAUGCUGAUCGUAUUCAAAGUGUACUUGGCAUGGGACAAAAUUUGAUCGAUAAGCGUCAAUGUGCCGGAUCUGAAGAACCAGUUCAGUCAAGAUUAGUAUCAAUUGCUGAUCAAUGGGAAUUCUUGACACAAAAAACUACCGAAAAAUCAUUGAAACUCAAAGAAGCAAAUAAACAACGGACAUACAUUGCAGCUGUUAAGGAUUUGGACUUCUGGUUGGGCGAAGUGGAAUCCCUUCUAACUUCAGAAGACUCGGGAAAAGAUUUGGCGUCUGUUCAGAAUCUAAUUAAAAAACAUCAACUAGUUGAAGCUGAUAUCCAAGCUCACGAAGAUCGUAUACGAGAUAUGAACGGACAAGCUGAUUCCUUAAUUGAAAGUGGUCAAUUUGAGGCUGGAAGCAUUCAAGAACGUCGUAGUUCUAUCAAUGAAAGGUACGAGAGGAUCAGAAAUUUGGCAGCACACCGUCAAGCACGUCUAAAUGAAGCCAAUACUCUACAUCAAUUCUUCAGGGACAUUGCAGAUGAGGAAUCUUGGAUAAAAGAGAAAAAGUUGUUAGUGGGCUCUGACGAUUAUGGUCGGGACUUAACUGGCGUUCAAAACUUAAAAAAGAAACACAAGCGUCUUGAAGCAGAAUUGGCGUCCCACGAACCAGCUAUUCAGUCGGUGCAAGAAGCCGGUGAAAAACUGAUGGACGUUUCCAAUUUAGGUGUUCCAGAAAUUGAACAACGAUUGAAAUUGCUGAACCAAGCCUGGGAUGAACUGAAACAAAUGGCGUCGACAAGAGGCAAAAAGUUGGAUGAAUCAUUGACAUAUCAACAGUUCUUGGCUAAAGUUGAAGAAGAAGAAGCAUGGAUCAGUGAAAAACACCAGUUGCUAUCGGUAGAAGACUUUGGUGAUACAAUGGCUGCUGUUCAAGGUCUUUUAAAAAAACACGACGCAUUUGAAACUGACUUUGCCGUUCAUCGUGAUCGAUGUGAAGAGAUCAGCCACGGUGGUAUGGAUCUUGCCGAUUCCAAAAACCAUCAUGCGGACAGCAUUAUGCAGCGUUGCCAACAACUCCAGAUUAAGUUGGACAAUUUAUCCGCUUUGGCCGCCAAACGCAAGUCUAAGCUGAUGGACAACUCGGCAUACUUGCAGUUCAUGUGGAAAGCUGAUGUGGUUGAGUCAUGGAUUGCCGACAAAGAAACGCACGUUCGAUCCGAAGAAUACGGAAGAGAUUUGUCUACUGUCCAGACUUUACUGACUAAACAAGAGACAUUUGACGCAGGAUUACACGCUUUUGAACAUGAGGGAAUACAGAAUAUCACUGCUCUUAAAGAUCAACUGAUUGCAGCCAAUCACGACCAAUCUGAAGCAAUAUUGAAACGACACAAUGAUGUUAUUACAAGAUGGCAAAAAUUGUUGGGUGAUUCAGAUGGUCGCAAACAACAAUUGUUGCGCAUGCAAAACCAAUUCCGUCAAAUCGAGGAACUUUACUUGACGUUUGCUAAGAAAGCAUCUGCAUUCAAUUCAUGGUUUGAAAACGCCGAAGAAGAUUUGACAGAUCCAGUACGAUGUAAUUCUAUUGAAGAAAUAAGAGCUCUACGUGAAGCACACGCACAAUUCCAAGCUUCUUUGACGUCGGCUCAAGCAGACUUUGAAGCCUUGGCUGCAUUGGACCAUCAAAUCAAAAGUUUCAACGUUGGCCCUAAUCCGUACACGUGGUUUACAAUGGAAGCUUUGGAAGACACAUGGAGAAACCUACAGAAAAUCAUUAAAGAGCGAGACAUUGAAUUGACAAAGGAAGCGCAAAGACAAGAUGAAAACGAUACAUUGAGAAAAGAAUUCGCCAAACAUGCCAACACAUUCCAUCAAUGGCUAACUGAAACUAGAACAUCUAUGAUGGAAGGUUCUGGAUCGUUAGAACAACAACUUGAAGCUAUUAAACGAAAGGCAACUGAAGUUCGCUCUCGUCGAUCAGAUUUGAAGAAAAUCGAAGACCUUGGGGCUAUUCUUGAAGAGCAUUUGAUUUUGGACAAUAGAUACACUGAACACAGUACCGUGGGUCUAGCGCAGCAGUGGGAUCAAUUGGACCAACUGGGCAUGAGAAUGCAACACAACCUCGAGCAACAAAUUCAGGCGAGAAAUCAAUCGGGCGUCAGCGAAGAUGCCCUGAAAGAAUUCUCGAUGAUGUUCAAACACUUUGACAAAGAUCGUUCUGGUCGACUCGAUAAAACAGAAUUUAAAUCAUGUCUCAGAGCUCUCGGCUACGAUCUACCGAUGGUUGAAGAAGGACAACCUGACCCCGAAUUCGAGGCCAUCCUUGAUGUCGUCGAUCCUAAUCGUGACGGUUAUGUAUCGCUACAAGAAUACAUGGCGUUCAUGAUCAGCAAAGAAACUGAAAACGUCCAGAGUUCAGAAGAAAUCGAAAACGCUUUCAGAGCCAUUACAGCGGGCGAUCGACCAUAUGUCACCAAAGAAGAACUAUACGCUAACCUUACUAAAGAUAUGGCCGACUAUUGUGUCAAUCGUAUGAAACCAUUCGUCGAUGCUAAAACCGAAAGGCCAAUUACUGGCGCACUAGAUUAUAUUGAGUUUACUAAAACACUUUUCCAAAAUUAAAUAAAUCAUCAUUAUACACGAUGAAACAUUUAAAAAACGCACGCAGCUACAUCAGAGUUUUUAGAAAUAUAUUUAUUUAUGUAUACCUAACUAAUUAUUAGCUUAAUAACUAUAAAUUAUUUAUUUGUGAGCAAUAUAAGUUUAACUUUCAUGUUUGAAUUUCACACGUUAAUUGAUAAAAAAAGUUUUAUUUUUUAUUUGAGUGUUAAACAUUUUUAUAAAUGUGGGUAGAUUUUUUUCCAAAAUGUAUUUUUGUGUUAAAACAUUUUAUUUUGCUUUGAAAUUUAACUACCUAUGUGUAUUAACAACAUUUUUAUUUUAUUUAUUUUUAUUUUAACAAAUAUUUAAGAGAAUUUUAUUAUUAUAUUUAUUGAAUCGCUUGUGCUUUGUGAGUUUUAGCGAUUUUGUUUUUAUUUAUUUUUCACAAUAAAACUCGUCAAGUAUAAUCACA